Molecule: messenger RNA, 2711 nt
Organism: Hypanus sabinus (Atlantic stingray)
Lineage: Eukaryota; Metazoa; Chordata; Chondrichthyes; Myliobatiformes; Dasyatidae
Gene: saal1
Product: serum amyloid A-like 1
Exons: 13
Coding region: 288-1709 (473 amino acids)
Source: RefSeq, a predicted model, not a curated record
CCCACGCAGUCGGUCUGUGAGCGAUCCCGUGUAAUUGCCCCGCUCUGCGGAAAGCCGGCGGUGACAGGCUGGAGGACCAACGGGCGGCCGUCUCCGCAGCCACGGCCCCGAACUCUGCCCCUCUUCAGCCGGGCUGUGUGCAAUUACCCUGGGGGCUGAGCCACGUGAAGUGUCACCCCGCCGUGGCACAUUCGGCUUUUCUUUGAGCAGGACAGCUCUGUACAUUUACUCGUCGGAUUUGCCCCCGAAACCUGGAGGAGGAUUGUUUGAACGUUUAAGGUACUGAGAUGGAUCGCAAUCCAUCCCCACCACCAAGUGAUGAAAGUGACAAUGAGACCACCGGAGACGAUGCAAUUGGAAACACAGUUUAUAGCAAGCACUGGUUGUUUAGCACACUCAUGCAACUAAUCAAGUUUGUCUCUGCAGAGGAUGAAAAGGCAGAACUUUUGAAAGCAGACACACAGCUGGAUGAGGAUCUGGAGAAUGAGAUCUGUAAAGUUUGGGACAUGUCUAUGGAUGAGGACGUUGCUCUAUUUCUUCAGGAGUUCAAUGUAACAGGCAUUUUAUUAGGGAUCAUUGGUAAAUCUAAGUGUCCUCGAUUGACGGAGAUCUGUGUUGGUAUCCUGGGCAACAUGGUUUGUUACAAGGAAACUUGUCAGUCAGUCACCAACAAUGAUAAUCUUGUAGAGGUGCUACUGUUGCUACUGGGAGAUUCUGACCCACCAACUCUCUUGGAGACCAGCAGGUUAAUACUAACCUGUCUUUCUCAGCCAGAUGUUGCCACCAUCUGGGUUGACCGAAUCCGUAAGCAACCUGCUGUUCGGGACAAUGUGUGCUUCAUAAUGCAGAGCUCCACAAAUGCUGACUUGUUGGGAAAGAUCGGUGAGGUGGUUGAUAAACUCUUUGACUUAGACAAGGAGCUCAUGCUGAGCUGGAUCACAGAGUCAAAGGAGUUGCCUGAUGCACAAGCAACAGAGCAGGAAAAAACAGCUGAGAUUUCAUUGGUCCCUUGUUUACUGGAAGCAGCCAGUCAAGUCAGGUCAGACAGCAUUGAGGGGCUUGAGGUUUACAUUCAUAUUUUGCAACUUCUCACUACAGUGGAUGAAGGAAUUCAGGCAAUAGUUAAUCCUCCAGACAAAGGAGGAGCUACCUGGACUCUACUGAAUGACAUAGUUUGCACUGACCUUUGCCAGGAUGAUGACCCAUCGAUUUUCAUAGAGGAGCAGGCAAGUGUGCUGUCCUCUGCUCUGGCUAUCCUAUCAGCAUUAUUUGCUUCACACGUAGAGAAAUACAGCGAGAUUGAGCAAAAUCUUCCUUUGCUUGGAAUGUUGCUACGAGUUCUGUUCUAUGCAGAAAGUGGUCAGAAGAAGCCAGCAGAAGGAGCAAGAAGACCCAGUGCAGACAAAUGGUCUGCCCCAUCUCCAGCAGGUGCUCAGAAAGGGAAAAGACAGGAGCGUGACUUCCCAGUGAAAAUCCUGCUGAAUAUCUGUUGUGAAUUCCUCGCUGAAAUUUUUAUGGACAUUUCUGAGGAGCUUGUGUCAAAAAGCUUUAAAGAAGGUUAUUUAAAUCAGGAGAUGUUAAUUUGUGCUGUUCAUCACCUUUUUCCUCUGUAUACCUCUACGGUUAAAAGGUUCCAUGAUAUCUUAAAAGAAGUGCAACCAGAAACUGCAGAACAAUUACAACUGAAGUUCCCUAGUCUCAGUUCCUGACUGAGAAUUGUUACCAAUACUGAGAGGAAAACUAAUGUUCUGGAACUUUGCUGAUGGGGGGCAAAUGAUCAAGGGUUACUAAAAUUCUGGCUCCAUAAGUGCUUAGUUCUUUUGAUGAGCAUAAGCUGGUGACUGAAGCCUUGUCAGCUUGAGACAUACAACAUGUACAGAAUUGCAUUUACAUAUAAUAUUAACCUCAGCCUUUACAGUACAGUUGUUGAGAACCACUGAUGCCCAUAGUUGAAGUAAGAUUUUUCUAUUGAAAUGUAUCUGAAUUUAUUUCUGUUAUUGUCAGAUGUGUGGGAGAUUAGCAGUCACUGAAGUUUCAUGACAGGAUAUCUCUGUAGCCUUUGGACAUGUGAUGGUGGAACAGAAACUUCAUCUUGUACUUUCAAUGGGCAUGGCAUGGUAACAGGGCUAGAACCUAGAAUAUGAAGCUUGUAGCUUCCAUCUGUCCCCAACCUUUUUGAAGAAGGGGCACAUUAUUGAGCUAGGUAGUUUCACUAGCAGCUGCAGUUUGUGAGUGAUUGUACCUGUGGUAUACUGAUAGACAUUACAUAAAGCACACCCCCACCUCUGCCUAAUAAAUAUUUUCAGUCCUGUUUGAUUAGUGUUUCCUAUAUAUAAUUUAUAAGAAUAUUUUUACCUCAUUGAUAUAUCUCAGUGAGCAUAAGUAAUUGAGAAUAGUUUUAAGAAAACAACUGGCUUCCAUCUAUAUCAAGGUUGUUUUACUCUGGGUAAAGAUAUGAAGACAGAGAGAUCAGAAGCGUCCAAUAUCCAACCUUUGUCACUUAUUAGACAACUGAUCUCAGGCAGCAAGUAUAUGAAUUACUACAUUUGGCUUAGCACUUUGGGCUAAAUGGGCUAAAAACCUGCUUAUUUUUCCCCCGCGGGACUUUUCAAUUAUUUGGUUUAAGGAACCUUUGUUUAAAUAGCAGUUAAGAAUGUGAUUGUACUGAACAAUGAUGCACGCAAUAAUAAAUAAUUUGGUGGUAAUUUGAA